Aphidius gifuensis is the source of this 864-nucleotide messenger RNA. Its product is annotated as speckle-type POZ protein-like. The record is from RefSeq and is a predicted model, not a curated record. Bases 1 to 864 code for a protein of 287 amino acids. The transcript has a single exon. Gene Ontology annotation, cellular component: cytoplasm. Gene Ontology annotation, biological process: regulation of proteolysis; proteasome-mediated ubiquitin-dependent protein catabolic process. Gene Ontology annotation, molecular function: ubiquitin protein ligase binding. Lineage: Eukaryota; Metazoa; Arthropoda; Insecta; Hymenoptera; Braconidae.
AUGCCUACAGCCGGGCGUACAAUAUUAAUAUGUGCUAACCUGAAUAUUCAAUCAUUCAAGACUUCACAAUUACAAACAAAAUUGAGAAUAUCAAUGAAUGAUUUAAAGGAAAUAAUUACCGAAUAUAAUUUUAGUAGAAUUCCAGCAAUAACACAAUGGGUUAGUUAUAGAACAAACUUAAGUUGUCAAUUAUUGUCAAAUCCAAGUCAAUAUUUACCAAAUGAUGAGCUUAAAAUUUGUUGUACAAUAAGCAUGUCAACAAAACCAACAAAUAUUUAUUUUGAUAUAAUUUCAACUGUUAAUAAAACACCAAAACUGAGUGUCGACUGGAAAAAACUUUUGUUAAGUGAGAAAUCAGCUGAUGUUACCAUUAAAGUGGGUCAAAAAUCAUUUCGUGCAAUCAAAGGAAUUCUUGCAGUACGUAGUCCUGUUUUUGCUGCAAUGUUUGAUCAUGAACAAUUUGAAGAAAAUAAAAAAAAUGAAGUUGUCAUUGAUGAUAUUGAUGAAGAUGUUUUUGAAGAAUUUUUACAUUAUAUUUAUACUGAUGAAUCACCAAAUGUUGACAAAAUGACAAUGGAACUACUUGCUGUUGCUGACAAAUAUCAGGUGGAUUGUCUUAAAAAUAUUUGUGAAGAAAUAAUUUGCAAAACGAUAAAUGUUAAUAAUGCUGCAAAUAUACUUGUUUUUUCUGAUAAAUAUAAUCUCGAAAAACUGGAUAAAAAAUGUUUAGAAUUUAUCAAAAAAAAUUUACAAGCUGUUUUGUCAAAUAAGAGGUUUCAAGUUUACCAAAAAAAAUAUCCUGAAAUUUUUGUAGGUGUUCUUCAGAAGUUGCUGUCGUCAGCGAAAUCAGUUACUUACAAUUAA